Molecule: messenger RNA, 1452 nt
Organism: Morus notabilis
Lineage: Eukaryota; Viridiplantae; Streptophyta; Magnoliopsida; Rosales; Moraceae
Product: suppressor of Mek1
Exons: 5
Coding region: 390-1040 (216 amino acids)
Source: RefSeq, a predicted model, not a curated record
GAAGAGAACAAGAGAGAGAAAGAGAGGUUUGGCCUUUUGGUGAAGAAGAAUGGCAAGAAGAUAAACAGAGUUGCAGAGAAGAAAUAAAGCGGCCAUUUUGGAUUCCAAGCCAAGCUCUCUGCUCUUUUAACGUUUUAUCUUUCUUAUAUCUUUACUGUUUGGUUUCUGAGAAAACAAUAUAGAAGUAAACGAGAGAACAAACAAUUUCGGUUGAGAUUGAGCUCUCCUAAAAUCAAAUUAGAGCCUUUUUGAUUUUUCCCUGUGCUUUCUCGGCGACCAAACAGAACGAAAGCAGAGCAUUUGAAUACUGAUAAUCAUCAACCUCAUCGUUUCGCAGAUCUUGAGGGUUUCAUGUUUUGGUUGCAGAGAAGAGAGGGAGAGAGAGAGAGAUGGAGAAAGAAGGGAAGAGCGAGAAGGAGAGGGAUUUUUUGCUGCAGUGGGGAAACAGAAAGAGGCUGAGAUGUGUGAAGGUCAAGAAAGAUCAGAACUUGAACAACAACAACAACAACAACAACAACAAUGAUAAAUCAUCUUUGGAUUGUUUGGAUAAGAAGAAAGUAAUCACUUCUCGGAUUGUAUCUUCUCCCAAAGAUUCUUCUUCAUUACAACAACGACUCAACAAGAAUUUGGGUUCACCGACUAACAACCGUAAGCCGGCGGCUUUGUCCCCUGAGAAGGAAGAUCGGUACUACACGACAAGGGGUUCGUUGGGAUUGGAUGAGAAUGGGAAGAUGUUGGGGUUAGAUCAUCAUAAUGGUCAUUUAGGGGAUAUCAAAAGAAAUAAUGUUUGGCCAAAAUUGUUUCUUUCAUUGUCUAGUAAAGAAAAAGAAGAGGAUUUUAUGGCCAUGAAAGGGUGUAAGCUUCCUCAAAGGCCUAAGAAAAGAGCAAAAUUCCUCCAGAAAAGCUUACUUUUGGUAAUGCCUGGUUCAUGGUUAUCAGACUUGUGCCAAGAAAGGUAUGAAGUUAGGGAGAAGAAGGCUUCAAAAAAGAGACCCAGAGGAUUAAAGGCCAUGGGAAGUAUGGAAAGUGAUUCAGAAUGAGAGUGAUUUUAUACUAUUGGAAUUAAAACAGAGAAAAAGAAGAUGGGCGUGACUUUUUUCCUUUGAACAGUUUAAGAGGGUGAGAAAAAAGCUUGGAAGAAUUGAAAAAUGAAAGCAAGCGGGGAAAAAAGGAAAAAGAAAGAAAAUGUUGCCCAUUUUCCAUGCGGUGGAAUUUGCUUAGGAUUUGGAAAUUCAAACAAAUAAAAAUCAUUUUCUUCUUUUGAUAGCCCCUUUUAGCUUCUGAGGCUGCUUUUUUCUUAUUCUUUAUUAUUUCUCUGUUGAUUUUAAUAUCAUUCUCAAGCUUCAUGUGAGCUCCAGGCAAUCCCAUGAAGGGUUCAUUUUUUUGUUGGAAAUGUAUGGACAGUCUGGUUGUAUUAAUAUUUGAAUGGCCUUUAAAUCUUUGGAUUAUCUA